Molecule: messenger RNA, 576 nt
Organism: Arabis nemorensis
Lineage: Eukaryota; Viridiplantae; Streptophyta; Magnoliopsida; Brassicales; Brassicaceae
Source: the annotation of a GenBank genome assembly
AUGCCUUCUUCGACCACCAUUUACGCCGAGGCUAAGACAGGCGUGUUCUGGGACGUAGAGGAUUGUCCAAUCCUCAAUGGUCUCGAUCCUGCUUCAAUUUCUCAGAACAUCAAAUCAGCACUCGCGAAUCAGGGUUAUCGUGGUGAGAUUGAAAUCAAGGCUUACAAAGAGAAGAAGACGAUCAGAAAUGACUUUCAACUCGCCGGAAUCAACUUGAUAAUCGCAGGAGAUAGACAUGGUAGGUUUAAAGCCAUGUUUGAGCAGAUGCGUUUCUGGAUGAUAGAGAAUCGUGCAUCAAAUGUGUUGAUUAUCUCACGAGACAAGACUGAUCACACCCCUUAUCUCCAGAAUUGGACUGCGAGAAAUUACAACAUUCUCUUUGCAGAGCCUGAAAACCCACCGGAGAAAUGUUGCAACUGCAGAGCUCCUUUGGACAAGGACAAGCCUCUUGAGCCGAUCAUCGGAAGUGCAGAAUGCGAAAGCAAGUGCGGAACUGAGCCGAACAUUGAAAAUGAAGAUUGGGUUUGGACGAGCCUCGCAAUGGGAGGAGGCCCUCUCACCAAAACCAAAAAGUAA